AUGAACAAGGUCGAGGAAAAGCAAACCUUCGCUCCCAAGGAAGAAAUCGAGGAGAAGGUUGUCGUCCCCGACAUUGUCGCUGAUGAUGACGACGACGAGGAAGACGAAGAAGAACUCGUCGACCCCAUCGAUACCAUCCGAGAACAGUGCUCUCGAGACGCCGAAUCCAAGGCUCUUCUCGCUGAGCUCCAGGCCUGCACUGAUCGAGUUGAGUCGCGAAACAUGACCGAGGAAACCUGCCAACAGGAGCAAUUCGAUUUCCUCGGCCACCGAGACCACUGCGUCGCCCACCAUAUUUUCAACCACCUCAAGUAA
This is a messenger RNA of Oikopleura dioica, 315 nucleotides long. Lineage: Eukaryota; Metazoa; Chordata; Appendicularia; Copelata; Oikopleuridae. The record is from the annotation of a GenBank genome assembly.